Neltuma alba is the source of this 800-nucleotide messenger RNA. RefSeq lists its product as uncharacterized. The record is from RefSeq and is a predicted model, not a curated record. Lineage: Eukaryota; Viridiplantae; Streptophyta; Magnoliopsida; Fabales; Fabaceae. The transcript has a single exon. The coding region runs from base 46 to 612 and encodes 188 amino acids. Gene Ontology annotation, cellular component: chloroplast.
AAAUGCAGCCGCUGGUCUAGCCGCUUCUGCAUUUGCUAUCAUCUCAUGAAGCCAUGGACAUGUCACCCGAGCACCAGCUCCCUCUCUUCAAGCUCAUUCUCCCUCAUUAACCUAUCAACGCCCAAGCACUCCCACACCUUCUUCCAUCCACGACACCGUUUUCUCAGAUUCAAUCCCAUCGCCUGUAGUACCCCUGAUAGUGGCGGCAACACCAACGUUAACGAUGGCGGCAGCGGCGUGCCAGACUCAGUUCAAUCACCGACCAUGCCACCGCCGGGAGCUGUGGAAGUACGCUUCAGAAGAAGGUCGAGAAGGCAAGCCAGGCAACAGAGGGGUGAUGGAGGAGUCUCGAACGCCGCGCAAUCCACCAAGGCAAAGGUUUCAGCGAGUUAUCCGAAGAAAUGGGAGGACAUGAGCUUGGCGGAGAAGGCAACUGACUUGUACAUGGGAGAGAAGGGUUUACUGUUUUGGCUUAAUAAGUUUGCAUACGCUUCAAUCUUCAUAAUGAUAGGGGCUUGGAUAUUGUUCAGGUUUGUGGGGCCGUCCCUUAAUCUUUACCAGUUGGAUUCUCCUCCUCUCUCCCCUUCUUCCGUGUUCAAGGGAUCUUCCUGAUCUCUCAGGAGUUGCAACUGCUGAGUACUGCUUCCUCGGGCGAAGAAAUUGGUUUGCCUUUAAUCCUGGUGCAUGCCAGGAUUAUGUUAAUUCUCACAAUAGUAGAAGUACCCUGAUCAGGAGCGCACGAGCAAGUAAUACCUUUUAGUGCAUGAAUAAAGUUGGAUAGAGUAUGAAUUUCAUGUCCA